Podospora pseudocomata is the source of this 2832-nucleotide messenger RNA. RefSeq lists its product as uncharacterized. The record is from RefSeq and is a predicted model, not a curated record. The coding region runs from base 1090 to 2832 and encodes 580 amino acids. Gene Ontology annotation, cellular component: nucleoplasm. Gene Ontology annotation, biological process: regulation of transcription by RNA polymerase II. The transcript is spliced from 3 exons. NCBI's taxonomy places the organism in Eukaryota, Fungi, Ascomycota, Sordariomycetes, Sordariales, Podosporaceae. Gene Ontology annotation, molecular function: DNA-binding transcription repressor activity, RNA polymerase II-specific; RNA polymerase II cis-regulatory region sequence-specific DNA binding.
CGUCUUUCUCUCUGUGGUGCUGCUCAGUGCUGCUGCAUGUUGCAUACGCAGGCACCGCAGCUUAGUGCCUCUACCAGCAGAGGGGAUGAUUGGUCGGGGGAGAGGAGGGUGGCCGCCCAGAAGGUACCAUUCUCGCAGUGGUACAUCCGUCGUGCUGGCAGACUAAUCCACAUUUAGCACAUUUAUGACUGCGCCUGGUGAGUGGGGGGGGUUGUCGCCCACAAGUCCAUUCGUCGAAGCCGGCCACCCACCAUCUGAUGUUGCCAUCCACCCACAUGCCCCAGAACACCAUUAACAGACAGGGGCCCUUGUCACUUGGUCCCUCCCGGUCCUUGUCAAUCCAAGACCCAAGCGAACCCGCGCAUGGUGGACAUGGUGGGCUGGUGCGGAUUGGAGCGACCAGGAUUAGGUGCCAGUCGAGGAUUAGGUGCUCAGUCGAGAGAGGGUCGAGAGAGCCCACACAGUCUAUCGCCUGCCUGUCUGGCACCUCGCUGGCCGUUGAUCGCUUUAGAGUGGGUUAGGCCCAUCCGUACAUAUCCUCCAUGGGCUUCCCACCCUGACGCUCUCUUCUCUCCACAAUCGGCAAAUCGGUCGACCUGGACGCGUGAUUGCCUCGCUCUCUCUCUUUCUUGUUCAUUUACAUAUUGGUUCUUGUUUCUUUCAGGACUCGACACUUUUGGAACAUCUUGUUCCUUAUUACCCUCUUUCAGCCCCCUCAAAGCACAUACACCAACUCGUCCUCUCUCGUCUACCUCCUCUAUCCUCACCAACCUCGCCCUCAGCUGUGGACGAUAAGACGAGUUCAUGUACAACAGCAACAAAUAUCGAGACCUUUGAACCCGGCUGGUUGUUGAUCAUCAUCAUCACAACUGCCAGACAUUCAUUACCAAAAGAACCAUCACCAUCUUUAGGCCACAGCCCAACAGCAAGCAAUACUCACUCCAUCCAACAGCAACCUGUACAAUAAGCCCGAUAUAUACUUAAUACCUAAACCACAGCAACCGAACAACGGAGAAGAACAACAACAAGUCCAGGUGUCUUGACUGCAACCGCAACAACAGCAACAGUAACUGCCAUAAUUCGCCCAACAUGUCUACAGCACCAUCCUACUUCUUCUACCGGCCUGGUCCCAGUGUCGAGAGCAGACCAAACCACUUUGUCCAGCAGCCUUUCCACCCAGCUUUCCAACAACAGCAGAUGAUGAUGAACCUUCCCGUGGUGGCUCCUCUUCCCUCGACGCCUGUCUACUCGCGGCCAACAUCAUCCUGCUCGUCGCAGCAAGGGCCGCUGCUCUCGCACACAUUCAACGGCACCACCAUCUCACCUGCCGUGCUCACACCGGCGUCUUCCCCACAGCCCAUCAACUACAAGUCACUGCUUGCGCUCGACACGGGACUCAACGAGUUUGAUGGACUCCGGUCCCCGUCGACUCCUGCGCUCUCGUGCUCCGGCAGCACUGUCAGCAGCCCCGGCAGCACCUAUGAGAUGCUCGCCACACCGCUCAACCCCAUGCUCUCUGGCCUUGACGGUUUUGAGACCAAGGGCAAGAGGGAAGAGGAGGGACUCGAAUGCUUCCCUGACCUGGAGCCAUGGUCCUCCACCUGCUCCUCACCUCAGCUUGUGCCUGUGUACCUUUCAUCCCGCGCACAGGCUCCCCAGACUGCCACUGCCACGCUCAACAGACAAGCCAGCAACGACCUCCUUUCUCCUGCAUCGUGCCCGUCACUUUCUCCAUCACCCUCCCCUUACGCGCGCUCAGUGUCUUCCGACGACAGCUUCUGCGAUCCGCGCAAUCUGACUGUCGGCUCUGUCAAUUCCACUCUUGCUCCAGAAUUUGCGGCUCUCCCCGCUUUUUGCCUGGGUGAGGAAGAGGAUCAAAAAUUCGUGCUCAGGGGCGAUUCGUUUGCCAGCUCCCACAAGGCGUCCACCAUCUUCACCAGCCAGGACCUGCACCGCACCCUUCCCUCCAGCUUCACUACUGGUGACCUUUCAGACUUUGACUCUGACGACGAGUUCCAAGGCCUUGCCAUCUUGAGCGAGCCCCUCGUGUCCCAGGCCAGCAGCCGGUCGCGUUCCUGCAGCGAGACCAGCUUCAAGUGCGAGGAAGACUUUGAGGACAGCGACUCCUUUGCUGCCAGCUACCUGCCCCGCCCACCAAGCUCGUGCGAAGACGCCGACGAGCAUCAACCCAAGAGGCAAAAGAAGUCUGCCGACAGCUGCUGCAGCAAGCCCGCCAUGAACGUCGCUGCUGAGGCCGAGGCCCAAUCAGGGGCUGCUCAGGACCAGUCCCAGACCCCGGCCAACCAGGACAACACCACCAGCGAGGCCCAAAACAACAACUCGGGUGCCAACUCCGAUACCGCUGACACCCCCUCCGGCACCCCCGCUGCUCCCACCAACCGCCGUGGUCGCAAGCAGUCCUUGACCGAGGAUCCCUCCAAGACCUUCGUCUGCGAGCAGUGCAACCGCCGGUUCCGCCGCCAGGAACACCUCAAGCGUCACUACCGUUCUCUCCACACCGAGGACAAGCCCUUCGAGUGCCACGAGUGCGGCAAGAAGUUCUCUCGCUCUGACAACCUUUCCCAGCAUGCCCGCACCCACGGAGCCGGCGCCAUCUCUCUCGACCUUCUCGAUGGCUCCGACAUGGCUGCCGCCGCCGCCGCCGGUCACCUAGGUCAAGGGUAUCCACACCCUCACGGCAUUUCUCUUGCUCCCGACUACCACACGCUCGGCCAUGUGUUGUUCCAAAUUAGUGCUGAGAUCCCAGGCAGCGAGUCGUCGUCGGAUGAGAGCACCGAGUCCAGCAGGAAGAAGCGCAAGAGGUCAGAGUAA